AUGAACGCGAUCAUUGACAAGCUGAAAAUGCUCAAAUACGUCGAAGUCACCGCAAGCUGGCUUUUCGCCAACGCCAAAGGCCGCGACGCCAAGACGUUCGUCAAGAGCCCCCAAUUCGCCUCAUACCCGGAACCCACCAUCCAAAUCACAUCUCCAGACUGCGGCGCAAGUCCCGCAACGCUAUCGCCAGAGUACAUGGCUGGGGGGGAUGGCCGUCUACCUGGGCUGGAAUGGGAAUCAGUGCCAGGCGUGAAGCAGUGGUUGUUGAUAUGUGAAGAUGUUGAUGCGCCACUGCCGAAUCCCAUUUGUCACGGCUUGUAUCUCGGAAUUUCCAAAGACAAGCUGUCGGUGACAAACAGCGAUUUUAAGCCUGAAAACGAAAAGUCCACACGACUAAACGGUGGCUUUUACUACGGUACCAACAGACUCUGGAUUCCCCCUCGACCUCUUCUCAACCAUGGCAUCCAUAGAUAUUUCUUCGACAUAAUCGCUCUAAGUGAACCGCUAGAUGAGAAACUCGCAGCUUCAAAGCCCACCCGAGAGCAGCUCGCGAAAGAAAUCGACGGCAAGAUUUUGGGGUGGGGCCGAUGGAUUGGCCAGUGUGAAAGAGUAUGGAAAUAA
Trichoderma gamsii is the source of this 621-nucleotide messenger RNA. RefSeq lists its product as hypothetical. The coding region runs from base 1 to 621 and encodes 206 amino acids. NCBI's taxonomy places the organism in Eukaryota, Fungi, Ascomycota, Sordariomycetes, Hypocreales, Hypocreaceae. The transcript is spliced from 4 exons. The record is from RefSeq and is a predicted model, not a curated record.